Molecule: messenger RNA, 771 nt
Organism: Talaromyces amestolkiae
Lineage: Eukaryota; Fungi; Ascomycota; Eurotiomycetes; Eurotiales; Trichocomaceae
Exons: 2
Coding region: 1-771 (256 amino acids)
Source: RefSeq, a predicted model, not a curated record
AUGGUUUCAACAAUCAUUCUGAUCACCGGAGCAAACUCCGGUAUUGGCCUCGCCUCCUCAAAAGUGCUCGCCUGCGCCUCCCCAUCGUACCAUGUAGUGAUGGCAGKCCGCUCGCUCUCCAAAUUGGACGCCGCACUCGACGACCUCAGAUCCUCCUACUCACACGAGAUCAAGGGAACGCUCUCCACCAUCCAACUAGACGUCACAGAUGACGCCUCCAUCGCCAAGGCUGUUGAACACGUAGUCCAAACCUACGGCCGCCUCGACGUCCUCGUCAACAAUGCCGGAAUAGGUGGACUCAACAUACCCGACCUCCGCACCGAGUUCCGGCUUGUACUGGAGACGAACGUCACAGGGCCAGCCGUCGUAGCAGCGGCUUUCCGCCCUCUACUAUUGAAAUCCACAAAUCCAUAUUCGGUAUUCGUCAGCAGCGGCGCGAGGACAUUGCUGCGGAACGCAAUGCAGAAAACAGCCGAGCAAGCCCAGAUCGGAAGCAAGAGACCUGGUGCGUAUCAGGUCAGCAAAGCAGCGCUAAAUAUGCUGGCUGUUCUCGAAGCGCGAGAUUUUGAGGACCAGGGCUUGAAAGUGUUUGCUAUGAGUCCUGGAUUUGUUGUAUCCAAUCUCCGAGGAGAGGGCGAGGAAGCGAGGACUGGUUGGGGAAAGGCAGGCGACCCGGAGGAAUCAGGGAAGCUUUUGUUGAGUAUUAUCAGGGGUGAGAGGGAUAAGGAUGUUGCGUGCCUAGUUCACAAGGAUGGUGUUUUUGCCUGGUAG